AUGGAGCUCCUACAAGUUCGAACGACGUUCGCCGAGUUUUUUCGGGCUGGAAUAACACCACUUGUUCUAAUUGCAAUAAUAAUAUACAACCUUUACUUUCAUCCGCUCUCUAAGAUCCCGGGUCCCUGGAUCGCCGCUAUUAGUGAUAUUCCGUACUGUUACUGGAUGCUAGGAGGUCGUCAACCUUACAAGUUACUUGAACUACAUAAUAAAUAUGGCCACGUUGUCCGCGUCGCGCCAAACGAGGUGUCCUUCAACACCGCGCAGUCAUGGAAAGACAUCUAUGGCCAGAAACCUGGUCGCCAAAUAUUCAUAAAAGGAACUUUCUACGACGGCGGCAACUUCGCUGGAAACGGAAUCAGUUCGAUUAUAAGCGAGAGGAGACCGGAAUUUCACAAGGAGAUGCGAAGUAGUCUAGCUGGCGCAUUUUCAGAUCGUGCCAUUGUCGAGCAAGAGUCGCUCAUUGCUACCUCUGUUGAUAAACUUAUUCGGCUAGUUGGCAUCAAAGGCUCCGCGGAAAAGGGGGUUGAUAUAUCGACACUUUUCGAAUCGAUGACUUUUGAUAUUACCGGCGAUCUUGCCUUCGGGGAGACAUUCGGUGCGUUGGAUAAUGAUGAACGGCACCCUUGGAUAUCUACAACCCUCGAUGGUUUGAUGCAAGGAGUGUUUGUAGACAUUUUCAGCCGCUAUCCAACUCUCAGGGCAAUACUUUGCGUGCUCAUGCGUUCCAAGUUCAAGAAAGCUGUGGAGGGUGUAAAAACCAACGAACGAUUAUGUUACGAGCUUGUUAAAAGACGGAUAACAAGAAAAACAGACCGCAAAGACUUCUUAACCCGAAUUCUCGAGGACAGAGAUCCUAGGAUCGUAUCAGAUAGACAAAUUGCUGCUCACGCCUCUGACUUUGUCGUUGCUGGGAGCGAUACAACUGCGUCUAGUCUGGCUGCCAUAGUCUACUACCUCCUGCAAAACACAUACACCCUGGCUAAGCUGACUGACGAAAUCCGAGGAACGUUCAAGAAAUACUCAGACAUUGGUUAUCUUUCCACCGCAUCAAUGCCUUACCUUCGUGCUGCCAUUCUAGAAGGAAUGCGUUUAUACCCCCCAACACCAAUGGGCCUCCCUCGUCUUGUACCGGAUGGUGGAGACAUAGUCGAUGGCUGCCCUCUUCCCGGAGGGAUUACCGUGUAUACGAGUCCUCUUUCAGCCUGUCUAGCCUCGGCAAACUUCCAGGACCCAUGGUCAUUUAAGCCAGAAAGAUGGCUCGAAUCUAACGGAAGCGACAACCUGGGUUGCAGUCAGCCAUGGUCAUUAGGCCCAAGAGGAUGUAUUGGUAGAAAUUUGGCAUGGCUAGAACUGAGGACUACGCUUGCGAAGUUGCUCUGGGUCUAUGACUUGCAACUUGUCGAUCCAACUCUUGAUUGGCAUGGCGAGUCUCGGAUGCAGACAUCCUUAUGGGAAAAGCCAGCUUUAAUGGUCCGUGCCCAUAAUAGGGGGGUUAAUACUGAAUAAGCAAGCACAUUAGGGGGACUAAUUAAUAGGGAUAAAUAAAGAAAAACGUAACAAAAAAAAUAUUACCAGGUGCCGGAUUCGAACCGACCUCUCCUUCGUAACAGUCCGUCCUCUAGCUGUGCUCUUAUAUGUGACUCAGCCUUCCGCUUGCCUCCUCGUGUACUGUUACACGUUGUCAUUGACUUCGUUUUGACCGCAUUAGCCCACUGAGCUAACUGGAACAUCAGGACUACUAUUCCUCAGGCGACUUCACCAACAGUCUGACCCGGCUUGAAAGGUGAUCUUUAUUAUGGUAUAUAACCUUUAUCUGACUCAGGUAUAUGACAUGGCAGCCGACUAGACGCCGACACAACACCUGGCGACUAGCACCCUGUCACUCGACAACUGCCACAACUAUACUUACCUUUAUAUCACGCAUUGUUGCGGGUGUGCACGUAAAAUUGUUGUCAUAUCGUUGUCAGGCCUCUUCACUUAUGCUCUCCCCAUUAGUAGAAGCUUUUGUCCGGGUCCUCAGCAUAAUAAUGUUUACCUAAUACUAUGCUUUGCGCUGGAAGUGAUACGAUAUGUGUAAUUAAAUUACAUAGCGUUUAAGACGAGUAG
Molecule: messenger RNA, 2109 nt
Organism: Daldinia decipiens
Lineage: Eukaryota; Fungi; Ascomycota; Sordariomycetes; Xylariales; Hypoxylaceae
Product: benzoate 4-monooxygenase cytochrome P450
Exons: 7
Coding region: 1-1509 (502 amino acids)
Molecular function (GO): monooxygenase activity; heme binding; iron ion binding
Source: RefSeq, a predicted model, not a curated record